CACUACAUUGGCCUAAACAAGCAAACAUAAUUGUAUCUCAGUUGCUCUCUCUCUCUCUCUCAUUCUUUUCCUGUUUCUCACUUUCUUUACUUCUCUCUCUUUCUUGUCAUUUUACUCUCUAAUGGAGUUGGGUAGUGUUAUCCAGGUUCUUGAGAACAAGACCAUUUUAGUUACUGGUGCCACUGGCUUUCUAGCAAAGAUUUUUGUGGAAAAGAUACUAAGAGUUCAACCAAAUGUGAAGAAGCUUUAUCUUCUUGUAAGAGCUGCAGAUGCCAAGUCAGCCUCACAACGGUUGCAAAAUGAGGUAUGCGGGCAACAACGAAAAUGUUCGGGUGCACACCAUAUCUACAUUAUAUCCUAUUAUAAAAUAUGUAAUUUUAUCAUAAAAUUUUAUAAUAUCAAUUAUAAAAUGUGUCACCUAGUCAUAAAUGAACGUAAUAAAAUGUUUAAAAUUUUUGAAUACAUUAUUAGGCUCAGUAACCAGCUCAAACCCAAUCAACUGUUCAACUCAAGUUACUUGUCUUACAUUUGUUUCCUUAAUGGAACAUUUGUGUUUUCAGCUUAUGUAUCUGGUGAAAGGGCUGGACUCAACUUAGAGAAACCCUUUUACAUGGGCGAGACAAUUAAUGGGACUCUUGGAUUGGACAUUGAAAUGGAGAAGAAAAUUGUGGCAGAGAGGUUGAGUGAGCUUAGGGGAAAAGAGACUACAGAAGCAGAAAUUACCUUGACAAUGAAGGAUUUGGGUAUUGAAAGAGCAAGGAAGUAUGGAUGGCCAAACACAUAUGUAUUUACAAAGGCAAUGGGAGAGAUGCUUUUGGGAGAAAUGAAAGAAAAUGAAAUGCCAAUUGUCAUCCUCCGACCCACCAUCAUUACUAGUACUUACAAAGAACCCUUCCCUGGCUGGAUUGAAGGUUUGAGAACGGUUGACAGCUUAAUUGUUGGUUACGGCAAAGGGAAAUUGACAUUCUUCCCUGGUGAUCUAGAAUGUAUACUUGAUUUGAUACCAGCUGACAUGGUGGUGAAUUCAAUGGUGGUUGCAAUGGCGGCUCAUGCAAAUAAGCCUAAUUGUCGUGAGAUGAUGAUAUACCAAGUGGGAUCUUCGGUAUCAAAUCCAAUAAAAUUAGAAUAUAUUAAAGAUUACAGCCAAAGUUACUUCAAAAAGCAUCCAUGGAUUGGUAGGGAUGGCAAGCCUAUCAAAGUUGGCCAAGUUACACUCCUCACCUCCAUGGCUACCUUCCACAAAUACAUGGCCAUUCGUUAUUUGCUUCCACUCAAGGGAUUACGUGCAGUAAACACAACAUUUUGCCAUUAUUUUCAUGGCAUGUAUGUCGAUCUUCAUCGAAAGAUCAAAUUCGUGAUGCGAAUGAUAGAGCUUUACCAACCUUACUUGUUCUUCAAGGGCGUCUAUGAUGAUACCAACACAGAAAAGCUACAAAUGACAGUAAAAGAGAGCAGCGUUGAAACAAAAGUAUUUUACUUUGAUCCUAAAAUCAUUAAUUGGGAAGACUACUUCAUGAACAUUCAUAUACCUGGCGUAGUAAAAUCUAUGCUAAUGUGAUGAAAGAAUCACAAGAUCUCAAAAAUUUAUGUUUCAGUGCUUCUGUCAGUGUGUUUUGUGUAUUUUCAAUAAAUGUAUGAAUUUGUUGGCACAGAUACAUUUUAAAUUUGUCUUUAAUACAAAAAAUCCCUAUUUAUGUUUUUCUAGA
Messenger RNA from Camellia sinensis, 1706 nucleotides. Lineage: Eukaryota; Viridiplantae; Streptophyta; Magnoliopsida; Ericales; Theaceae. The record is from RefSeq and is a predicted model, not a curated record.